AUGACGGAGAGGAUGAAAAAGGGACACGUUGAGAAUGUGAAGAGCGUGGUAGAUGUUGAGGUGGAAUCAAUGUUGGAUUGUGGAAUGCUAGGAUUCCCAUGCACUGGGAACAAACUAUCAUGGGCUGGAAAGCGCACUAAUGGCACUGUUCGGUGUCGCCUUGAUCGUGCUCUUGGCAAUGAAGACUGGCAUGAAAAGUUUCCACACUCCAAAGUCCAGUACUUAAGAAUGUGGGGAUCAGAUCAUCGUCCGGUCCUUGCGGAUAUACUAUCUAAGCCAACCAGAAAGAGGAAAACUUUCAAGUUUGAUAAGCGUUGGUUAGAAAGUGAAGAAAUAAGACAAGUAAUCUUAGAUGGCUGGAACUCCUCUGAUCUUUCCCCGGAUGCAAGCAAGUGGAUCAUAUAUCCAGCUGCAGAAAAGCAUUAUCUCAGUGGAAAAGAGAAAGGGAUAUAA
This is a messenger RNA of Brassica oleracea var. oleracea, 453 nucleotides long. RefSeq lists its product as uncharacterized. Bases 1 to 453 code for a protein of 150 amino acids. The transcript is spliced from 2 exons. Lineage: Eukaryota; Viridiplantae; Streptophyta; Magnoliopsida; Brassicales; Brassicaceae. The record is from RefSeq and is a predicted model, not a curated record.